GCAGAGCUGAUAAUGACGACAGCCUGUAUGCAUUCAGCUUGUUUACUGAAUAAAUUCUUUACUGAGAACUGUGAGUCCCCCUCAGCCUAUCGCAGCGAUGCACUAGACCUAUAAUAUACACAAUGUGUGAGUCUGGACUUACGAAAUGCCACUGUUGGACUAUUUAAAAUGCAGAGAGAAAUGAACAAGUGGUUCACAAUCCAGUUUACAUCGGUACAGGAGUUUUGAGGAGAAAUACUAGGUUCUAGAUGUUUUUGGAAAUGACUUUGGACACGAGCUGAAAACUUUUAUCAUCGUCGCAGGAGAAGAGAAAAGAGAUAGAAAGCUCAGAUGACAGCUGCCUGGCGACGGUGGAUAAACCUGACCAAUAAUGCAACAGGAUAGACUAACACAAAAGAAACUUCUCCUAUGAUGAUUAUGCCUGAAACUCCAACAGAGCGUGAGCAGCAAUCCCAGAUAGAAUUGGAAGUUCAGUCCCAGACUGAGCUUCCAGAGAGCUCCUCUGAGCUCGGACAGAGAGGCCGGUCUGAUGAAGAUGAGGCUCCACAGACAACACAGCGACGAAGGCUGUUCCUGCUCCUUGUUUGGAGCUUUUGCCUCUGUGCUUUUAUUAUAGUACUCAUUUACACUCUGCACCAUUUUCAGACCAGGCCUGUUCGGUCGUGCAAGUCUGAAGCCUGUUUGCAGGUCUCAGCUCACCUGUCUGCCUUUGCUGACCCUUUCACACAACCAUGUGACUUCUACCUGUACACCUGUCUCUCCGACUGGAGGAAGGGCAGACAGAGGGGUCCGGGACUCCCAGGACCACCCGGAGCCCGCCAGGACCAGAGACCAAGUCCACAACAUGUGGACCAGCGUCUGAGAAAGAAGAAACUGACAGACAGGAAAACAUUGCUGCUGCAGUAUCUCAAAGACACUUUAGAGUCUAAUGACAAACUGGCGAGCUCUGCAGAACAGAAAGCCAAAAUGUUCUACCACUCCUGUUUAGACACCAGGUCCAUAGAGACAGCUGGAGCAGAACCUUUUCUCAAACUUAUUGAAAAUCUGGGGGGCUGGGCUGUGACGGACCAGAAAUGGAACCAGACGGACUUAAACUCCACUCUGGGACUGUUAAUGAGGAACUAUGGAACCUUUCCAUUCUUCAACCUCCUCGUAGGCAAAGACCCAAAUGAAUCAUCUCAACAGACAUCGAGGAAUUACAUACAGAUAGACCAGCCAGAUCUGCUGAUCCCCAUUGACUUUAACAGCCAGACUGAAAAGUCUGAAGCAAAGACUGAGACUCUUCGUCCAUUCUUCUCCAUGUGUACACGGUACCUCUCCCUGUUAGGGGCGCCACAGAGAGACAGUCUGAAUCAUGUGGGUCAGUUCAUCUCUCUGUCGUCUGAGCUGGCUGUUGCUACGGCGCCGCUAGAGUAUCGUCUUGCCAAAGGACAGCUGUACCAGCGCAUGACCAUCAGGGAGCUGCAGAGCCAGGCUCCUGUGAUCGAUUGGUUGGGCUGUUUACAGAUGGCUUUUGAACCAGUGUCUCUCACUGAAGAUGACCCUGUUCUUGUGCAUAACCUACCUUAUAUUAUAAAAAUGUCCCAGAUUAUCAGCGAUUGGUUAAACAAACCGGAAUAUAGCAACAGCUUUCCACUUCACACCUACAUGAUCUUUAACCUUCUGCACACAAUGAUUCCAGCUCUGGACUACAGAUUCAAAGAAACAGUGGAGCAGAUUGAGCCUCGCUGGAAGAGCUGUGUGUUGGAGACUGAGCGAGGAUUUGGCUCUGUCCUCACGCACUUUCUCAACAAGAGGACAGCCCAUGCGGAGGUCAACGAGAUAAUUGAAAACAUGGUCACCUCUCUCAAGUCAAAACUUCAUGGACUUCAGUGGAACAAUCCAAAGACUCACAAGGCUGUUGUGAAAAAGGUUAACUCCCUUACUCACAAAAAGUGGACUUCAAAUCAAACAAAUGAGGCAGAAUUUGACAAUUUUUUUGCUGAGAUAACCAUGGGCUCUACCUUCUUUUGGAACUAUGCCCAACUUCUUUCCUUGUGGCAGAAAAGCAGGAUUAAACUUCUGGAGGAGCAGAGUGAAGGUGUUGACAUCUUGUCUGUUAGCCCAGUUCUUAAUCGGAAAGAGCUUGUUUUUCCAUUGGGAAUGUUUGUCCCCCCUCUCUUCCAUCCCACCUAUCCACGGGCAUUCAAUUAUGGAGUGACUGGUUUCCUCAUCGCAAAAGAUAUCUUACACCUGCUGCUUCCUGAUGUUCAUGGUCACAGUGAGAGCGUGGCACAGGUGGCCAAUUGUGUGUGGACUUAUUACCUCAAUGCCAAAGACAGGAGCAGAGCAGGAGGCAAUUCCCUCUCCAGAGCACAGCAGCAGGAGGUGUGGGUGCAGUACUCAGCUCUAGAGUUGGCACUGCAGGCUUAUCAGCAAAGUUUAAAAAGCAACCCGAGUGACACCUCUCUGUCUGGACUCUCACAUACAAACCUGUUCCUCUCAGCUUUCUCUCAGUUUAACUGUGAUUUGGAUCCAUACCAUGACUCAAUGCCUUUGGAGUCCUCCUUUCUGGUCAAAGUCCUCUGCGCCAAAUCUGAGCUGUGCGUCCUCCACUGCGCCAAAGAGAAAUACCAGCCUGCGUUAAAAUCAUGUUGACCUCACGGGACUGGUGUUCUGCAGAAAAACAUUAUCCCAUAUGAACAGAAAAAAAAAAAAAAAAACAUUUGAGGAUCUUUUGUACAGAAAUAUAAUUUACUAUUUAUUGCGCAUUUAUGUUGUUUUGUCAUUUUAGGUUGUUUAAACAUUAAACAAUAAACAUUUUAUAAAUUAUGAGUAAAAUAUUAUUGAGAAAACAUUAGCAGUGAAAUUAAUGCAGACACUGACAAACGUUUGGUUUCCUUGUUCAAACCUCUUCUUGUGUUUGGAGCCUCUCUCCCAAAUCUACUCUUCAGAUGUACUUUUUAGGCUGAUUUACGCAGUUUUUAGACAAUCAUGCGAGUAAAAGCCCCAACCAAGACGGUCAGGUUCGUUUCCCCGCCGGAAGAAGCAGAGAUUUCUUUAUCAUUUAACACCGCGGGAAACACCGACUAACCGCAUCCAGACGCUCAAGAGUCCCCCUGGAAAAGGCCUGGGGAAGGCGGAGCCAGGAGACUGGGCCAGCUGCUGAAGAGAGCCUUCUCCGGCCUAGAGUCUGAGAGGGUCGACCUCUACGCGCCCAAGACCCCAUUUCGUCUUUUCAAGCACCGUAUCCAAAACACCAGAGUGAAUGGAGCCCAGGCUAGUGUUCCAAGGACGGCAUCUCCUCAGAUCACCCAGCUGAUCCUGAGCCUCGUGUCCCAGUGCAAACACAAAGG
Boleophthalmus pectinirostris (great blue-spotted mudskipper) is the source of this 3335-nucleotide messenger RNA. RefSeq names its product Kell metallo-endopeptidase (Kell blood group) (gene kel). Gene Ontology annotation, molecular function: metalloendopeptidase activity. NCBI's taxonomy places the organism in Eukaryota, Metazoa, Chordata, Actinopteri, Gobiiformes, Gobiidae. Gene Ontology annotation, biological process: protein processing. The record is from RefSeq and is a predicted model, not a curated record. The transcript has 19 exons. The coding region runs from base 409 to 2637 and encodes 742 amino acids. Gene Ontology annotation, cellular component: plasma membrane.